AGCGAAUAGACGAACCUGGACGGUCAGGAUUUAUUUAUAUAUAUAAACCUAAUUUGCGUUUCCUUGUAGCUUUUCUUUCUAUUCUCCCUCUUGCUCGGCUAAUCAUAACCAGGAGGAUCUCUCAGGGUUUUUUGUGGUGAUGGCAUCGAAGCGGAUCUUGAAGGAGCUCAAGGAUCUCCAGAAGGAUCCUCCUACCUCUUGCAGCGCAGGCCCUGUUGCUGAAGACAUGUUCCAUUGGCAAGCAACAAUUAUGGGUCCUCCUGACAGUCCAUACGCAGGUGGAGUUUUUCUGGUCACAAUACACUUUCCUCCAGACUAUCCAUUUAAGCCACCAAAGGUUGCAUUUAGGACCAAGGUCUUUCACCCAAACAUCAACAGCAAUGGUAGCAUUUGCCUUGAUAUUUUGAAGGAGCAGUGGAGCCCUGCGCUCACCAUUUCCAAGGUGCUGCUUUCAAUAUGUUCGUUGUUGACAGACCCAAAUCCUGAUGAUCCUUUGGUGCCGGAGAUUGCUCACAUGUACAAGACUGACAGGAGCAAGUACGAGACAACAGCAAGAAGCUGGACCCAGAAGUAUGCUAUGGGUUAAUGUGCUGCUGCUGUUAUGUGUGAUAGGAGGGCUUCCUUCUUUCCCUGCGACUUUGGUCUAUAAAUUAUUAUGUAUGAAACGAAGAAAGUUUGAUUUCUCGCCUUUAUAAGUGGACCAAAAGGGAGAGCCUCUCCUGGUUACACAUUUACUGCUUUUGUUGGUUGUAUGGAAAUUUAUUGUCUUAUAAAGUUUGCUCCUCAUGUCUUUAAAA
This is a messenger RNA of Tripterygium wilfordii, 797 nucleotides long. Its product is annotated as ubiquitin-conjugating enzyme E2-17 kDa. Gene Ontology annotation, biological process: protein polyubiquitination. Gene Ontology annotation, cellular component: nucleus. The transcript has 5 exons. The record is from RefSeq and is a predicted model, not a curated record. Gene Ontology annotation, molecular function: ubiquitin conjugating enzyme activity. The coding region runs from base 140 to 586 and encodes 148 amino acids. Lineage: Eukaryota; Viridiplantae; Streptophyta; Magnoliopsida; Celastrales; Celastraceae.